UCGUGAGGGAUAAAAAAAAAUAGAAAACGAGAGCAAUCUCGGUGGAAAUACCCAAAGUGUCUGCAAAAAACAAAGAAAAUGUAAAACACGUUCCGUUGUAUAAAGAGGCCCGGGUGUUAAUCACACUGCACAGUUAUUACAAAAUAAGAGUUUAGUUUGAGUGCGAGUGUGAGGCGGAAGUUGGGAUCAGCUGAUCGUGGAGCGCUGGCUGAAGCUGUGUGGGUCUGAGAGCCAUCUUCGUUAGCGGAGAGAGAGCUGGGGGGGCGACCGGGAAGAAACGGCAGAAAACGGGGGGUGGGCCGGGAAUACACAGGCGACUAAGUCACCCGGAGGCUUUUUGGCAAGCAGACAGGGCUUUUGAACACGACAUUUGGAGGGCCUGCGAAACUGGCAACCGGGGCCGCCGAGUGAUCACUCUCCGACCGUCGAGGCUUCAAAAUACCACCGCAGUAGCUGUUUUGUUUUGUUUUACAAAGAAAGAAAAAAAGAAAGAAACAAAGAAAGAAAGAAACACGACUGUGCCGGAUACCAAAAAAAAACAAAAAAAACAUAAGGAAUACAAUUUGUUGGUAUUAUUGCAAUUUCAUUUUGAUAACGAUAUAAAUCAUCAGUUGCAUUCAUUUCAGAUAUAUUGUUAUUAUUAUUGUUGUUAUUAUAAACAAGCGUACAGAAAAAGCUCCUCGGAAUAAGAUAAGAGACUGAGAUUAAGACGGUGUUCUCCUGUGCUGUGUUGCACAAUACCACCGGCAUCGGUGUGUGUGUUUUGUUUUUAAUACAAAACCGCGAAAGAGAUCCGAAAUCAAACGUAAACCUAACCAAUAAACACGCUAACAAGAAGAGGUUUCAUAGAUUAUGGCUGCUGGUGGUUUUAUAUGUGGUGUUUUUAUUUUUGCAAUGAAGAAAAUGUAUUAAAGCGAUACUAUGACAUACGGAGAAAGGGAGGAUUAUUUUCGGGUUGGCAACGUGUUUCACCCCGAGGGUUUAUUAAAAACGGGAGCGCAUUUUCAGAGCUAAACCCCGGCAAUACAAGAACGGAAUUAAUAACACAAGAAGACGGGAGAGAAGUAUUCAACUGAACGAUCGAGUGGGACUCGGCAGCAGUACAGUGGUCAUUGUGUGUGUCUCUGAUCAAUUAUAGAUUUACAUAGUUUCUAUAUAGUGUUUACUGAAGAAAACAAAAAAGAGUUUGAAAGAGAGGUGAAAUUAUUAGUUUGGUAUAACGCUAUUUUUUUUUUGUUUGUUUUUUUAACUUUUUUUGUUUGUAAUGAAACUAAAUAAUUUGACUAAAAUGAAGGACUGGUUAAACUAGUCUACAGUGAGACCUCUCUAUAUGACACGAGCACACCCACUGCCCCCCGGCUGUAGUGUUUGUUUUUCGUCACGUCGUGUUUUUGUAUAAAAUGAAAAUCAUUUAGCGCGGUGUAUUCCAGAGUGACAGUCGCCGAGAUACAAGUUUACUAAAAUAAUAGUACGUUUCUGCAUAUGCAUAAUGUCUUUUUUUAAAAUAUGUAGUAUUAAAUUGUACAGCGAUUAGUUUCUAGAAGUAAAAGUCAGUAUAUGUAAAUAUAGUAUUAGCAACUUAUGGGAAUAAAGAUCGGUUUUGUUGCCAGUGCUGGCUCAGUCUUUGACUACAUGUCUAAGAAAAGUGCUGGAAGUGUACAAAAAAACAAUAUAUUCCACCCAUGUGAAUACCAACACGAACGAGGAGUGCUACGUGAAGUCUGAAGCUGCCUCGCUGCUAUAACUUCCAUUCGUUCAACUAAAGGAAGGAAACACAUUGAUCGGAAUCAGCAGUACGUGUUGCUGCGAGCGAGGAAAGCCUUUUGGUUGUUUUGUUGCCUUUCCUUCCCUCGUCUUGCUUAGACACCCUCCCCCACCUUUUUUUCUUCGGAGAGCCGAGCCUUGGUGUGUGCAGCGCCGUUGGCGUGUCACUCGUUCUCGGUGAGCCCCGUGGCUGUGAUGGAACUCAUGUUCGCGGAGUGGGAGGACGGGGAGAGGUUUUCCUUUGAAGACUCGGACCGGUUCGAGGAGGACUCGCUGUGCUCUUUCAUCUCCGAGGCGGAGAGCCUGUGUCAGAACUGGCGGGGAUGGAGAAAGCAGUCGGCAGGUCCCAACUCUCCCACUGUCAAAAUAAAAGAUGGUCAGGUGAUCCCUCUGGUGGAGCUCUCUGCUAAGCAGGUUGCGUUCCACAUCCCCUUCGAGGUGGUGGAGAAGGUGUACCCCCCUGUCCCGGAGCAGCUGCAGCUCAGGAUAGCCUACUGGAGCUUCCCGGAGAAUGAGGAGGACAUCAGGCUGUACUCGUGUCUUGCUAACGGCAGUGCUGAUGAGUUCCAGCGGGGGGAGCAGCUGUACAGGAUGAGGGCUGUGAAGGACCCGCUGCAGAUUGGUUUCCACCUCAGUGCCACGGUGGUCUCUCCGCAGGUGGUUCAGGCGAAGGGUGCGUACAACGUGGCCGUGAUGUUUGACCGCUGCCGCAUUUCUUCCUGCAGCUGCACCUGUGGAGCCGGAGCCAAGUGGUGCGCUCAUGUGGUAGCACUGUGCCUCUUCAGGAUUCACAACUCCUCGGCAGUGUGUCUGCGCGCCCCAGUCUCCGAGUCUCUGUCCCGGCUGCAGAGAGACCAGCUCCAGAAGUUUGCUCAGUACCUCAUCAGUGAGCUGCCACAGCAGAUCCUGCCCACAGCCCAGCGUCUCUUGGACGAGCUGCUCUCCUCGCAGUCCACCGCCAUCAACACUGUAUGUGGAGCGCCAGACCCUACAGCUGGCCCCUCUGCCUCUGAUCAGAGCACCUGGUACCUUGACGAGUCGACGCUGAGCGACAACAUCAAGAAGACUCUGCACAAGUUCUGCGGGCCCUCGCCAGUGGUAUUCAGUGAUGUAAACUCCAUGUACCUCUCCUCCACUGAGCCCCCUGCUGCUGCAGAGUGGGCCUGCCUGCUGAGGCCCCUGAGGGGCCGCGAGCCGGAGGGAAUCUGGAACCUGCUCUCCAUCGUGAGGGAGAUGUUCAAGAGGAGAGACAGCAACGCCGCGCCCCUGCUGGAGAUACUCACCGAGCAGUGCCUCACCUAUGAGCAGAUAAUUGGCUGGUGGUACAGUGUGCGCACCUCCGCCUCUCACAGCAGUGCCAGUGGGCACACCGGGCGCAGUAACGGCCAGUCUGAAGUGGCGGCUCACGCCUGCGCCAGCAUGUGUGACGAGAUGGUGGUGCUCUGGAGACUGGCGGUGCUGGACCCCACCAUGAGCCCACAGAGGCGAGGGGAGCUGUGCGCUCAGCUCAAGCAGUGGCACCUCAAGGUGAUUGAGAUCGUGAAGCGGGGGCAGCACCGCAAGUCCUUGGAUAAGCUGUUCCAGGGCUUCAAGCCGGCGGUGGAGUCCUGCUUCUUCAGCUGGGAGAGCGCCUACCCCCUGCCCGGCAUCACCUACUGCAGCGCGGACAAAAAGAGUCUGGCCUUCUGCUGGGCUAGGACAGUGCAGCAGCAGAGGGCAGGCAGGGCAGGGGCAGGGGAGCCCCCGGAGCCACGAGCCGGCAGGGCAAACGGGCAUGAGGGCGCAGCAGAGAACAGGGGCAGCAGGGGCAACUCACACCUGGAGGUGGCAGUGCGCCCCAAAGAGAUGGGAAAGCGCAAAGGGGUCUCCAGCGGGGGAGGGCUAGUGCUGGGGGGCCGGCUGGGGGGAGGGGGUGGGGGGGUUUCGCUGGCUCAGGAGGACGGUGGUGGCAGUAAGGGGGUGUACAAGGCUGGGGUCGGGGGGUCUGCUGCUGCGUCUUCAGCUGUGGGGGGCAAAGUGAAGCUGGUUCAGGCAGGUAAGGUGGGUGGAGCCGGGAGUGUCAAGCAUGGGUCCAUCAAGCGCAGGACCAGCAGCGAGGACAGCUCUCUGGAACCAGACCUAGCUGAGCUCAGCAUGGACGACGGGUCGAGCCUGGCGCUGGGGGCCGAAGCCAGCAACACCUUCGACCUGCUGCCCCUCCCAGCAUCAGCCGUCCCUUCUCCACCCACCCUGCACAGAGACACACCUCGCAAGUACAGCCCUGGGAAAGGGAGCGCCACGGGAUACUACCCCAGCAAGAGCUUGCCCGCAGGCACAGAGAGCAGGGGAGGGGAAGUGGAGAUGGAGGUGGAGGUGGAAGCUGAGAUUGAGGAACUGGAAGAGGGGGAGGACCCUGCCCCGGAGCCUGCCUCUUCCUGGGAGAGGGAGAGGGAGAGUGGGGAGGCAGGGCCGAUCUCUGAACAGGCCCCGGAGCCUCCAAGGGAGGAUGAUUACCAGGCAUAUUACCCGAGCGCUGCUUCUGAGGAGGGAGGGGGUGGCCAGCACUGCACCAACGGAGAGGAGGAACCAGACAUCUUCUCUGGGAUCAAGCCACUAGAGCAGGAGGGGCGCAUAGAGGUGCUGUUUGCAUGUGCAGAGGCCCUGUACGCUCAUGGCUACAGUAACGAGGCAUGCCGUCUGGCUGUGGAGCUGGCAGAGGAUCUGCUUGCCAACCCUCCUGACCUGAAGGUGGAGCAACCCCAGACCAAGGGUAAAAAGAGCAAGGUGUCGACGAGCCAGCAGACCCUGGUUGCCACGGGUACGCUGUGCAAGACUGCCUUCCUGCUGACUGUGUUGAGCGAGCGCCCCGAGCUGCACAACCUGGCUUUCAACACCGGCAUGUUCUCCCUGGAGCUGCAGAGACCUCCUGCCUCCACCAAGGCACUUGAGGUGAAGCUGGCGUAUCAGGAGUCGGAGGUGGUGGCCCUGCUGAAGAAGCUGCCUCUGGGCCUGGUGGAGAUGAGUUCUAUCCGUGAGCGAGCCGAGCAGCUCCGUGACGGGAACUUCUGUGACUACCGACCCGUCCUGCCUCUCAUGCUGGCCAGCUUCAUCUUCGACGUGCUCUGCACCCCGGUGGUCUCCCCCACCGGUUCGCGUCCCCCGAGCCGAAACCGGAACAACGAGAUGCCGGGAGAUGAGGAGCUGGGGUUCGAGGCAGCCGUCGCAGCGCUUGGUAUGAAGACGACGGUGAGCGAGGCGGAGCACCCCCUGCUGUGUGAGGGGACGCGUCGGGAGAAGGGGGACCUGGCCCUGGCGCUCAUGAUCACCUACAAGGACGACCAGGGCAAGCUCAAAAAGAUCCUGGACAAGCUGCUGGACCGGGAGAGCCAAACUCACAAGCCCCAGACUCUGAGCUCUUUCUACUCCAACAAGCCGGCUGCCAGCAGCCAGCGCUCCCCCUCCAAGCACGCGGCGCACACGGGGGGCGUGGCCAAGCACACGGGACAGUCCAUGGGAGGAGGGUCCGGAGCUGCGCAGGGCAUCACCAGCGGGGGGGCAGCCAAUCAGCAAGCAGGGCUGGCCAGCACGGUGCAGGGGCCUGCUGGAGAGAACUACAGCAGCAGAGAGCAGCAGGAUGGUGCGCCCAUCUCUUCCGCUGAGCUGCAGAGUGAGCCCCCCCCCUUCAAGCCUGAGGGCCGGGUCCCCAGCCGACUGGCCCUUGGGGCUCGAGGGGCGUACAGUGGCCGCUGCUGGGGCUCCCCCGUUCGACAAAAGAAGAAGCACACGGGCAUGGCUAGUAUCGACAGCAGCGCCCCCGAAACCACCUCCGACAGCUCUCCCACGCUCAGCCGACGCCCCCUGCGAGGCGGUUGGGCAGCAGCCUCCUGGGGGCGGGGUCAGGACAGUGACAGCAUCAGCAGCUCCUCGUCCGAUUCGCUGGGCUCCUCCUCCUCUAGCGGCUCACGCAGGGCAGGGGGCGGGGCCAGAGCCAAGAGCGCCGACAGCAGCAGGUACAAGGGGCGUCGUCCGGAGUGCCACGUUCCGCACGUCCCUAACCAGCCCUCGGAGGCCGCAGCACACUUCUACUUUGAGCUGGCCAAGACGGUGCUGAUCAAGGCCGGCGGCAACAGCUCCACCUCCAUCUUCACACACCCUUCCGCCAGCGGGGGCCACCAGGGGCCACACCGCAACCUGCACCUGUGCGCCUUCGAGAUCGGCCUGUACGCCCUGGGCCUGCACAACUUCGUCUCGCCCAACUGGCUCUCCAGGACCUACUCCUCUCACGUCUCCUGGAUCACUGGCCAGGCGAUGGAGAUUGGCAGCGCUGCUCUCAAUAUCCUGGUGGAGUGUUGGGAUGGCCACCUCACCCCCCCCGAGGUAGCCUCUCUAGCGGACCGUGCCUCGCGGGCGCGUGACCUCAACAUGGUGCGGGCCGCGGCAGAGCUGGCUCUGAGCUGCCUGCCUCAUGCACACGCACUAAACCCCAACGAGAUCCAAAGGGCGCUGGUGCAGUGCAAGGAGCAGGACAACUUGAUGCUGGAGAAGGCAUGCAUGGCGGUGGAGGAGGCUGCGAAGGGAGGAGGGGUGUACCCCGAGGUCCUUUUCGAAGUGGCUCACCAGUGGUACUGGCUGUAUGAGCAGACCGUGGGGGGCGGGGCAGGGACCCAGCGUGAGGGUCCGGGUGGCUGCGGGGCCAAUGGGGGGGCCAGCAGGGGCCGCGGCGAGAGGCUGGAGCCUGUGCGCCUCCUGGAGGGAGGGGGGGGGGCGGCGGUGACAGUCAGCACUGCGGCUGUGGUCCCCGUGAUAUCGGUGGGCUCCACACUGUACCAGCAGCACACCAUCGCGGGGUCUGCCAUGGGGCACCCCCACACACAGGGGCUGCACCCCUACACCACCAUCCAGACGCACCUGUCCUCCAUCUGCACCCCGCAGUAUCUGGGGCACCCCCUGCAGCACGUCCCCCGGCCAGCUGUGUUCCCCGUAUCAGGGGGAGCGUACCCACAGUGUGUUUGUGUCCCCUCCCAGGUAGUGCACCCGGCCUUCAUGGGGGCCCAAUACCCCUUCUCUGUGGCAACGGGCCCCCACCCGCACCCCCCCAUGGCAGCCACCGCAGUCAGCUUCCCGGGUGUGCCUGUCCCGUCCAUGACCCAGAUCGCUGUCCACCCCUACCACCCCGAAGCAGGGCUGCCCCUUGGCACCACUGUGGCAGUAGGUGGCAUGCACGCAGGCUCCUCUCUGCCUGGCCUUGCCCCCCAGCCAGCCCCCUUCCCCUCCGAGGAGGAGCAGCACAGCCAGCCAGUCAGCCAGCAGGGCCUGCACUACCUGCACUCUGCCUACAGAGUUGGGAUGCUGGCUCUGGAGAUGCUGGGGCGCAGGGCUCACAAUGAUCAUCCCAACAACUUCUCCCGCAGCCCCCCCUACACUGAGGACGUCAAGUGGCUGCUGGGGCUGGCCGCGCGCCUGGGAGUGAACUACGUGUACCAGUUCUGUGUGGGGGCUGCGAAGGGCGUGCUCAGCCCCUUUGUGCUGCAGGAGAUCAUCAUGGAGGCGCUGCAGCGGCUGAAUCCUGCGCACGUCCACGCACACCUGCGCAUGCCCGCCUUCCACCAGCUUGUGCAGCGCUGCCAGCAGGCAUACCUGCAGUAUAUCCAUCACAGGCUGAUUCACCUGACCCCGGCGGACUAUGAUGACUUUGUGAAUAUCAUCCGCAGCGCACGCAGUGCGUUCUGCCUCACCCCCGUUGGCAUGAUGCAGUUCAACGACGUGCUGCAGAACCUCAAGAGGGGCAAGCAGACCAAAGAGCUGUGGCAGCGCAUCUCCCUCGAGAUGGCAACCUUCGCCCCCUGAGCAGAGAGAGAGAGACCCAGUGACAACUGUACAAACAUACUGAGACCCAGAGACACACAACCAGGGAUCUGUGGCAAAGCAUCGCCCGCCCCCCCCCCCCCCCCCUCCGAGCAGAGAGACGGAGACAAUACUCGCACUGAGACACAGUGACAACUAUAAACACUCACUCACUCACACACACACAGACCCAGACAGAGGGCAAAACAUCUUCCCCUGAGCAGAGACAGAAUUCUACACACACACAUACACACACUGAGACCAAGUGACAACUAUACAGACACACACACACACACACACACACACACACACACACACACACACACACACACACACACACACACACACACAGAGACACAGAC
This is a messenger RNA of Acipenser ruthenus (sterlet), 7949 nucleotides long. Its product is annotated as zinc finger SWIM domain-containing protein 8-like. Gene Ontology annotation, cellular component: Cul2-RING ubiquitin ligase complex. Lineage: Eukaryota; Metazoa; Chordata; Actinopteri; Acipenseriformes; Acipenseridae. The record is from RefSeq and is a predicted model, not a curated record. The coding region runs from base 1960 to 7590 and encodes 1876 amino acids. Gene Ontology annotation, molecular function: zinc ion binding. The transcript is spliced from 26 exons.